This is a messenger RNA of Micromonas pusilla CCMP1545, 648 nucleotides long. RefSeq lists its product as uncharacterized. The transcript has 3 exons. Gene Ontology annotation, molecular function: sugar-phosphatase activity; beta-phosphoglucomutase activity. The coding region runs from base 1 to 648 and encodes 215 amino acids. The record is from RefSeq and is a predicted model, not a curated record. Lineage: Eukaryota; Viridiplantae; Chlorophyta; Mamiellophyceae; Mamiellales; Mamiellaceae.
AUGCCCGAACUCACCGCGACGUCGUUCGGCGGCGUCGACGCCCCCGCGGCGCUCGUCUUCGACUGCGACGGGACGCUCGUGGACACGAUGGGCGCGUUCUACCUCGCGGACCGCAAGACGUGCGAGGAGGUCGGAAUGACCAUGUCGAAGAAGCAGUUCUACGACCUCGCCGGCGUGCCCAUUCGAGAGAUCUUCCGCAUCCUCUCCGAAGAGCAAGGGACGUCGCCGGACCUCGACGCGAUGGCGGCGCGAUGCAAAGAACUCGCGGAUGACAUCAUGAAACACGGCCCGGCGCUCAUCGAGCCCGUGGCGCAGAUCGCGCGCGAUGCGGUCGCCGCGGGGAUACCCGUCGCGGUCGCGUCGAGCGGCGUGCGGGAUACCGUCCGCGCGCACCUCGACGGGCACGGCGUCUUAGGCGCGUUCUAUACACUGCACGUCGUCACGUGCGAGGACGUGGAGUUUGGGAAGCCCGCGCCGGAUCUGUAUCUGCUCGCGGCGAAGAAGCUCGGCGUGGAUCCGACGAGGUGCGUCGCGUACGAGGACGCGGAGCUCGGGAUGGAGAGCGCGCGGCGCGCCGGGAUGGUCGUCGUGGACGUGCGCAAGCUGGCGGGGUACCCGUGCGACGAUUACCUCGACGUCGAGGAGUGA